AUGACAACGUCGGAUCUCGAUCUUCUGCUCGAGAUGGGCUUUGAGCGGGCCCGUGCCGAGCUCGCUGUGAAGAAAACCGGAGGAUUGCAGCAGGCUCUGAACUGGCUUGAGGAGAACCAAGACAAGCCUUUGGAGGAGCUGCAGGCUGGCCAGGCUGGUCAGGCAGCCGCUGGCGAUGAUGAUGAGGAGCAGACUGGUCCAAAUAUCCCUACAGGCGAAAAUGCCAUGUCGCUCGUCUGCAACGAGUGCGGCAAGAAGUUUAGGACCCGCGAUCUGGCCAGCUUCCAUGCAUCCAAGACCGAUCACACAGACUUCUCAGAAUCAACCGAGGAGAUUGCCCCCCUGACUGAGGAGGAGAAGAAGGCCAAACUGGAAGAGCUCCGACAGAAACUCAAGGAGAAGCGGGCGAAUCAGGAGGCCCAAGCAAAGGAGGAAGCCAAACGGAACGAGCAAAUCCGCAUGAAGUCUACUAAGGAAUCCCAAGAUAUCAAGGAGGAGCUCCAGCGCAAGGAGCAAAUCAAGGAGGCGGCGAGGAAGCGCCAGGAGAAGCUCGCGGACCUGGAGGCGAAGAAGCGCAUCAAGGCCAAGAUCGAGGCCGACCGGGCGGAGCGCAAGCGCAAGGACGAAGAGGCCAAGGCUCUGCGAGAGGGCAGAGCGCCGCCCGCCCAAGCUGAACCGGCUCCCGCCGCCGCUCGGCCCACCCCUGCAGCAGCUUCGGCAUCUGGAUCGAACGCCGCUGUCGCACGCUUGAGGCUACAGACCAAGAAAGGAAACCUUGUCAAGUCGUUCCCCAGCGAGACAACGCUGUUUGAGGUUGCGCAGCAGAUCGAGGAGGAGGUUGGGGCACCGGUCCAGAAGUUCUCAAUGACAUUUCCCAAGAAGACGUUUGAGGCUGGCAUCGACUUUGGGCAGACUCUGGCAGAAGCUGGACUGGCUCCUAGCGCGGUAUUGAUAGUGAACUAG
Canariomyces notabilis is the source of this 963-nucleotide messenger RNA. RefSeq lists its product as uncharacterized. The transcript is spliced from 4 exons. Gene Ontology annotation, cellular component: cytoplasm; nucleus. Bases 1 to 963 code for a protein of 320 amino acids. The record is from RefSeq and is a predicted model, not a curated record. Gene Ontology annotation, biological process: negative regulation of protein K48-linked deubiquitination; negative regulation of proteasomal ubiquitin-dependent protein catabolic process; negative regulation of protein ubiquitination. Gene Ontology annotation, molecular function: K48-linked polyubiquitin modification-dependent protein binding. Lineage: Eukaryota; Fungi; Ascomycota; Sordariomycetes; Sordariales; Chaetomiaceae.